Molecule: messenger RNA, 858 nt
Organism: Aspergillus calidoustus
Lineage: Eukaryota; Fungi; Ascomycota; Eurotiomycetes; Eurotiales; Aspergillaceae
Source: the annotation of a GenBank genome assembly
AUGAUUUUGUCGCGAUACAAGUCCGGGCCUCUCCCAAAGCCAUUCAAGAUUCUCCCUACCGUUCCGAACUGGCAGACUCUCCUUUCAAUCACCCGCCCCGAGUCGUGGACUGCCAACGCUGUAUACGCUGGAACGCGGAUUUUCAUUUCGCACAAACCGAUUGUUGCGCAGGAGUUUAUCUCGACAGUAUUGCUUGAGCGGGUGCGCGAGGAAAUAUUCGAGACGAAGAAGCUGAAUGUGCAUACAUACAAUGCGAUGAAGAAGGCGCUCUAUAAGCCGGCUUGCUUCUUCAAGGGGCUGCUGUUCCCUCUGGUCUCUAGUGGAACAUGCACGCUACGUGAAGCUCACAUCGUUUCUUCUGUGAUUGCACGUGUCUCCAUCCCCGUUUUACAUUCAGCGGCUGCAUUGCUUCGCAUGUGUGACUUGGCUGCGGAGCAGUCAAUGAAGUCAUUGGAGAGCACUGGGGCAGUGAAUGUUUUUAUUCGAAUCUUCCUGGAAAAGAAGUACGCCCUUCCGUACAAGGUUAUUGAUGCCCUGGUUUUCCAUUUUCUGAGAUUCCGCGCUGCCGACCCAGAGGAUUCAAUGACAGACGGGCCCUCUCGUGACACCAAAGCGUAUAAACUGCCUGUGCUUUGGCAUCAAUCACUUUUGGUCUUCGCCCAGCGUUACCGAAACGACAUCACCGAGGAUCAGCGAGAAGCUCUCUUAGACUUGCUGCUCGUCCGUGGACACAAAGAUAUCGGGCCUGAGGUCAGGCGUGAGCUGUUAGCCGGUAGAGGGCGCGGCGUCGUCGCCCCAGAUCCAGAGAGGCAAAACGCCCUUGACGCGGGAGAUGAUACGAUGGACACAACCUUUUGA